AUGGCAAACUUUCGAGGUCCAAAGUGAGUAUAUUUUACUUGUCUUUUCUCAAAUACCCUAAUUAUCUGAGUUCCUUUAGUGCGGCAUAGUUUUGUAAUUCUUUUUUUUUUUUUUCACAGCAACUUUAGAUCAGACGAUGGUGAGGAAGAUGUACCGUUGUACAACGGUUAUUUAUUUCAGAGAAGUCAAGAGCAAGAGAGUUAUCAAAAUCAACCAGGAGCGUACUCUCCGUAUCCGUAUUAUUUAACUAGCAACCCAAGAAUACCUUACCAGUGCGUUCCUCAGGAGGCUCCGCGAUCUUGUAGCCCAAUCAGCAGUUCUCGAGCUGACUUAUCUGGUGAGAAGGGUGUCACAGAAAUGAGCAGGCGUACAAGCUGGGAAUAUGCAGAAACACGAAGCUUGACUGCAGCCUACCGGGCAAAUUAUGAUCGUUUAAGGUCCACAAAGAGUAGCCAUGGCAAGAAAAGCGUAUGGGAUUCAAUUAUGGCAGAUUUUGUUAGUUUCUGCUGCGACGCGGGCAUAGAAUCAGAGAAAACACUAGCCCAGAUUAAAGAGAAAUGGCACUCUUUGUUCGACAAAUACAAAGCCGUCAAAGAUAGCAACAAGACAGGAAGGGACCGUAAGACCUUUGAGUUUUACGAUGAGAUCGAUGAGUUCAUGUCAGGGUCCGACAAAGUAAACCCGAAAUUUGUCAAGGAGACAAGAGUAAUUCAAGUGAGGCCACAGGAUUCCGCGACAAAUUCUGAGUAG
Molecule: messenger RNA, 750 nt
Organism: Pocillopora meandrina
Lineage: Eukaryota; Metazoa; Cnidaria; Anthozoa; Scleractinia; Pocilloporidae
Source: the annotation of a GenBank genome assembly